CGGUAAUUUUAGCUGUUUGCAUCUGCAUCAGCGGAUUGUAAAUUCGGCUGAUGGUGGCUGCCAUUUAUUGCGCAUUCCAGAGUUUUUGCAUGCGUGGUGAUCUUGAAAAUAAUUCGUGAAGUGAAAAAUGGCCGUGAAUAGAAAAAGUCGAAAUUAAAUUUGAAUGAGUGUUAAGUGUUAAAUUUAUCCUACAAUCAGAUGGCGGUUCGUGGUGUGUUCAUCCGGUAUAAAUAUCAGCUGAUUCGUGGAGCGGUGCGGUUCCAGAUUAGUAUCAAUCUUUAAAGUUUUGGACAAAAAUAUUAGGCAGCAAUUUCCAGUUUUCAAAUCGUACCAACAAUGGCCAGAAGUUCCGUACUCGCUCGAAUGGAGACGAUCUGUGUGGAGGUAAUGGAAAUGCCGGAAAUUUUCCUCGCCGACGACGAGGACGACGAAGACGAUGAUGCACAAAGUGAAAAUCUCGACGCCGUUGAUCCGGAUGAUGAAGACAUUCCAGCAGCGGACGACGAGAAGGAUUGUGAUGAAGCGGAGCCAAAGGAAAAAGAUGAUUCCCGUGGAAAAUCCGGGGCAAAAAAUAAAGGAGGGAAAUCGGGGGAUGCCGGUCAAGAUAAGGGGGUGUCGGUUAAGGUUAACUGUGAGGAUAAGAAGCAACAGCGUUAUGCCAAGUGGAUUUCUAGAGCCUUGCGAGCUGCAGUCAACCCGAUUGUUUCUAGGUUUAAUCUUAAUCUGAAAGUAAAUUUAGAUCUGAACGUAGCGAAUAAAGCUAACACAAAUGAAAAAGCGGAUUCAAAAAGUAGCAGCAGUUCAGCUGCUCCAGCUGAAAAACCCAAGCCUUCUCCACGGCAAAUGCAGAGGCAAGCUGAUCUUGCUAGAAUCAGAGAACUGGAGAAGGAAAAUCGACAUCUAGAAAAAGUGUUCGAAAAAAUUGUAGCAGGUUAUACGGACAUGAAAACCAAACUUUUGGAGAAAACACAGCAGUUGAAUGCGAACCAAACUAAGUCAGCAAGCACAGAAACCAUGCUUCAACAGUUAACAUGCGAGCGCGACACAUUGAAGACCUCUACUGAGAAGCUGGCGUCAACUAAGAAUAUGAUGGAACAAGAGAGGAAUCAACUACAAAGUCGAAUAUCGAGCCUACAACUUGAGUUAGAGACUAAGAAGGGGGAGCUUAUGAGCAAAGGCACUGCUGUUAAGGAGCUGGAAUCCAAACUUGCAGAUCUUCAAGAAAGUCAUAAAAGUACGCUUGAGCAAGAACGAACCAAAUUUAACAAUCUUCUGAACGAGAAACAGGUAUCGCUUGAUUCAGGCGAAAAAGUAAUCCAAAAACUUAAAGCCGAAUUCCAGGAGCUGGCAAAUAGCAAGGCAUCGUCUGAGGCGAAACUUCAGCAAAUAGUUCAAGAGCAUUUGAAAUUGAAAAAUCAGUUGGAGCUUAAAUGUGUAGACCUCAUGAAACAAAAUCAGGAUUUGAAUGUGCUAGUCAGAAGAGAAAUUUCACCUAAAGAAAACACCACAGUUCAGGAGUCAUUUCCGAACUCGUCAAGUAGCAAUAUUACGUGUCCGAUUUGCGGGAGUCCCUUCAAAAAUCUCGGAGACUUGCAAAUUCACACGGAAAACUGCGGUUUAUAAUAUCACAAGUGUUUAUUCAACGAAUAUAGCAACUUAUCAUAGAGGGUGAAAAAUAUAGCAGACGUCACGGCAGCCUUCAACAGAGACGAGCUCAAACCUUUGUAGAGCCCUAGGAAGCCUUCCUUGCGAACGACCCGAUACAUGCACUGGAGUAAAUGCUUACAUACAAA
Armigeres subalbatus is the source of this 1793-nucleotide messenger RNA. RefSeq names its product myosin heavy chain, clone 203-like. The coding region runs from base 337 to 1623 and encodes 428 amino acids. NCBI's taxonomy places the organism in Eukaryota, Metazoa, Arthropoda, Insecta, Diptera, Culicidae. The transcript has 11 exons. The record is from RefSeq and is a predicted model, not a curated record.